This is a messenger RNA of Myxozyma melibiosi, 1317 nucleotides long. RefSeq lists its product as uncharacterized. Gene Ontology annotation, biological process: negative regulation of transcription by RNA polymerase II. The transcript has 2 exons. The record is from RefSeq and is a predicted model, not a curated record. Gene Ontology annotation, cellular component: nucleus. Bases 50 to 1273 code for a protein of 407 amino acids. Gene Ontology annotation, molecular function: histone deacetylase activity. NCBI's taxonomy places the organism in Eukaryota, Fungi, Ascomycota, Lipomycetes, Lipomycetales, Lipomycetaceae.
CUCGCACGCGUCCCGCUGCCCUCUCAAACCACCAACAAAUAUCCCCGAAAUGAGCAGACGAAAGAUAGGAUACGCUUAUAGUAAAGCGUAUACAUCUAUCUGCGACCUCCUGCCGUCGAAUAUAGGUCGCGCGUCGCUCGUUGACGGGUUGAUCAGCGCAUAUGAUUUACAGUCGCAGUGCGAUCAGAUAAUACCUCCCAGUUUCGCCUCGAAGGCGCAGCUAGUGUCAUUCCACGACAGCGAUUUUAUCUCGUUUUUGCUAGGGGAGGAGGUUGAGCUAGACGAAGAUGAUAGCGACGACAACGACAGCUCGCGAUCAAUUCUCGAGCAGGAACCAGAUCAUGACGAUAGAGAUCGGAAACUGCAGGCGAGGUUCGGGGUUGAAUUUGAUUGUCCUAGGUUCCAGGGACUGGACAAGUACAUCCAGGCCGUUGCUGGGACGACGUUAUCUUGCGCUCGCUUCUUGAGUCAGGAAAGUGCUGGUGUGGAGCAGAGGAUUGCGGUUAAUUGGCAUGGGGGACGGCAUCAUGCGGGGAAAGAGCGUUGUUCUGGGUUUUGCUACGUUAACGAUAUCGUGCUCGGCAUACUCGAACUACGCAAGCAAUUCGACAAAGUCAUGUACAUCGACCUCGACCUCCACCACGGCGACGGCGUCGAAAAAGCCUUUGCGCACUCAAACAAAGUGCUCAACCUCUCCAUCCACCGCUUCGACCGCGGCUUCUUCCCCGGUACCGGCAACUCAAAACAUAACGGCAAGGGUAAAGGCGAAGGCUUCACGAUCAACGUCGGCUUGCGAUCCGGGCUGUCGGAUGCGUCGCAUCGCAGGGUGGUCGAGGAGGUCGUGUUGCCUGCGUAUCGGAAAUUCAGGCCGGAUGUGGUGGUCUUGCAGUGUGGAGCAGACGGCCUUGCGCGCGACCCUGCAAAGGAAUGGAAUCUGACGACUAGGGGCCUGGGAGAUCUCAUACUCGAUAUCAUAGGCUGGGGAUCUCAGCCCUGUCUGUUACUCGGAGGCGGUGGAUAUAACCACUCAGAUGCAGCCAGGUUGUGGUGUUAUGUCCUCGCUUGUCUGACGGUUGGCAGGCAGCAAGUUGAAAAGUGGGAUUUGAUUCCCGAGAACGCAGAAUCUAUUGAUGAGUUUGCUGAUGACGGGUUUGCGUUCUACGUCGAGAAUGAAAAGAGAUCGGUGCCGGACCGGAAUCUGCAGGAUGAGUACUUGGAGCGGAUUAUCGAGUACUCAUUAGGUCGGCUAGACCUGAUAGCAGAGGAUAGCUGACGAAGAAAUUUGCAUAAAUACAUAUCAAUUCAAAAAUACUAUAC